UUGUUACAAAAUGAUUGAUGAAUCUGACCAGGUCUUAUUGUUUAAACUCAAAUCUUUUACGGAAACGGUUGGUACAGAAUCGACGUAAGAUUAUAUCCGGGAUUCACCCCAUCAACGUUAGCAGUCCAAUCAGGGCCAUGAUCGUUAUCCCAACAACACCACCACCAAAGUCGGAGCUUAACAACGACCUUAAUGGAUGCGAUCUCCCCACGCUGAGAACUGAUGCUAUCUUUCAUCACAGCCAUUCACCAGGCCUCUGGCACAUCAAUCAUGUUUGCACCGAAGCUGAUAGCCAUCUGAUCUCCCAACCGACUCCACAAGGGACAUCAAUGAGGACUCCCAUGCACCCAUACUCGCCAUCUUUUCAGGAGGGACGGUUAUAUAAGCGCCAAGCCAUGGAGAAGGCUACGGAGGCCAAACUCCACGUCAUCUAAUCCACCGCCGUCCAUCCUCAGAAAACCAUCUCAACAUCCUUCCGAACUUCCCCGUCUUCCUCCUCCAAAUCUCCAACCAAUCUCCUCCUCCUCCAAAUCUCUUAUAUCUUCUUCGUUUUCGCAACAAGAUCAUGGCUACCUUGGGUAGCUUGAGCUCUUUGUUUGAGAACCCGAUGCCUGAGAACCCGACGCUGUUUGAUCCUCUGUCAUCAUGGAACCAAACCAAGCCCAAGAAACCGGGCGAAAACUCGUCCUUCACGGAGAUCUUCGGUGAGCUCCACUUCCAAGAGAAGCCUGCACCGACCUCCGAGGAAAAGAAUGGCAGAAAUGGCAGUACAUGUGAUCCCAAGAGCAAUGGCGGCUUCUUGGUGAAGAAUACCGAGUCCCUGCAGCUCUGCACCGAAGGGCUCGGCUCCGAGAGCUCGGGCGACGUCGAUGACUUGAUGAAGGAAGGUGGUGAUGAUUGGAGUGAUCUUGGGAAAGAGAAGGACACAGAAAGGCAGUCGCCGCAUGAUGGUGUGGAUGGCGGUUAUUCAAGAAGCUUGUCACAGGUGCGGUCGAGGGGCGGUGGGGGGUUCCCACCGCCGAUAUCAUCGAUCGGGAAGAGUGGCAAGCCAUGGAUCUCCUUCAAAUCUUAUAGGGAGGACGGGAGGUUUGUUCUGAGAGAGAUCAGGACCCCAACUCAUGACUUCUUGCAAGCCUCUCGGGAAGACGGGCGGUUGAAGCUGCACAUAGUCCACCCAGAAGAAGCCAUUUCAGAAGGAGAAGAAGGAGAACGUGAAGAAGAAGCAGAAGAGGUAGAAGAAGAAGAAGAAGAAGAAGAGAAGAAAAUAGCUGAUGAAGGGCACGGCGAUUAAUAAUAAUAGGCUUUUUGCUAGUUUAUGCCAUUUCUGAGGAAAAGUUUUACUUUCAUCCUUUCAAAGGAAAAAGAAAAAAAAGAAAUAAGCAAAAAACAAAAAAAAUAUCAAAAAAAAUAACGAAGAGAAAUUAGUCAUGAGAAAUAAGGGCUUUUACUCUUUCAUGUAUUUAAGUGAAUAAAUUAUAGGUUCGGGUUCUUGCUUCUUAAGAGACAUACAAAGCCUCAGGUUCGCAUGGUGGUGAACAGCAUGUCUGUAGAAGGUAAAAUUGGUAUAAGAGCUUCUCUGUUGGUCAUGUGCAAAAUUUACAGUUGUAAAAAAUUCAGCAUCUUAUACAUCACCCUUGAAAACUAUUUGAUGCUAGUCAUUCCUUGGUUUUACAAGCCUUCCUGAUUAGAUCGAUGUACAAGUAUUU
Molecule: messenger RNA, 1706 nt
Organism: Phoenix dactylifera (date palm)
Lineage: Eukaryota; Viridiplantae; Streptophyta; Magnoliopsida; Arecales; Arecaceae
Source: RefSeq, a predicted model, not a curated record